Messenger RNA from Cladocopium goreaui, 646 nucleotides. Lineage: Eukaryota; Dinophyceae; Suessiales; Symbiodiniaceae. The record is from the annotation of a GenBank genome assembly.
CACAUCGAUUUCAUCGACCCAGCCUCCCAGCGGCAUGGCCAGUGCUGCACAGGUGUCCAAGGACAACCAAGCCUUCGAACAUUUGCAGUGGCUUUGUCCCAAAGACCAGCAAGUUCUGUAUCGCGCAGAAUGCAAUGCGGCAUUGAAAGAGGAGAAGAGGCUCCUGACGGAGAUGGAAAAUGCUAUGCUGGCCCAUCAACGCGCCAUGGGGCAUUGUCAAGUGGUCUCUGAGACGGACCGCACAUGGUUUACGCUGGAUGUGCAGGACUCGCAUGCGAAGCACGUCCAGCUGCUGGCAACGAUGCUACAGGAGCUCCAAGAGUCCGCCAUGCCCAUUCCGGAGGGCGAUUUGGGCGAUACGAUCUUCGGCAACAUCUACUCCUCCUAUGCACAAACUGCCCAGGUCACCGCACGCGCGGCGGCCGGCUUGAGCGAACGGACGGUGCCCGUGCAGGCGAUGAGAUCCUCGGCCCGUUCCGCCCUGGGUUUGGGAGGAGCCACAGGAGCCACAGGAUCUUGAGAGCUUGCCAUCCGCAAAACAAACACCGAGGGCCUGCAACAUCCGCCGAAUCCUUUCCCGCCGCUGCGGAUGCGGCCAGCAGUUCACAGGCUGCAUCCAAUGCUGCCGCGUGAAGUAGAAAAAAAA